This is a messenger RNA of Aplysia californica (California sea hare), 447 nucleotides long. RefSeq lists its product as uncharacterized. The record is from RefSeq and is a predicted model, not a curated record. NCBI's taxonomy places the organism in Eukaryota, Metazoa, Mollusca, Gastropoda, Aplysiida, Aplysiidae.
CAUAUGUUUCACGACGCGGUGGAAUCAAGUCCCGACAACACUUCAAACAUGGCGGGCAAAUGUGUCGGGUGCCUGGGUGGUCUUCUUGUGUUCGUCGCCUUGAUUGCAGGGGGCGUUGCCAAAAUAAAUUGUAAACCUCCAUAUUUUAUGCCUGACAAAGUCCACAUAAAGAUGACCUGCACCCACGACCACGGUUCUGAUUCUGCCUGUCAACUGUAUAUUACACAAAGCAAAACGAUGGCUACGACUAAUGUAUUUGCACCUAUGGACUACAUCAUUGACAACCAGUGCACUGCCACUGUCGUUGCGAGCCAAUUGCCUGCGGGCAAAAGUUUCUUUGAGAUGGGAGUGGUUUCUUUCACUUCACUGUCCCCAGAGGAGAAAAGUGUUCUCUCAGACCCCAUAAAUAUAGAAAAACCCACGACGACAACGACAACAACAACAACA